Molecule: messenger RNA, 654 nt
Organism: Aspergillus pseudonomiae
Lineage: Eukaryota; Fungi; Ascomycota; Eurotiomycetes; Eurotiales; Aspergillaceae
Exons: 4
Coding region: 258-593 (111 amino acids)
Source: RefSeq, a predicted model, not a curated record
GGCGAGGAAUCAUACCUGGAAUGGCAAUAUGCUGGUUCAAGCAGUUGAGAUGCAUCGAGUCAAGCAAAACGCAACUGGUAUACCACACGCAUCUGUCUACCCCCGGAGAGGCUAUAAAUACUGCGUACCAUCCUGCUUAAUUUUCUCCUUUCUUCUUCAGACACAUAGGUCACUUGUCCGCUUCGCCCUCUUUCUUAAGCAACAAAGACUUCUACGCCUCUCGUCCGCUUCCACGUCUUAAGUCCUCAUCUACCAAAAUGCAAUUCCGCCCUGUUAUCGCCCUUCUGGCUGUCGCUACGGCUGUCGCCGCUGCUCCCUGUGACAGCUGUGAUGUGCUGCUCCGGUCUCACCCAGGGACUGAACCUCAACUGCUGCGAGAGCAAUGGCAUUGGACUCCUGAACUGCCUCACCAUUCAGCUCUAAGUUCAGCAUGUAUCGCCACCGCGAGUAACAAUUCACGAACGAUGCCCGAUGAGGAGGUUAUCCGCGACUCGGUACAUCGACAUGUCUUACUACGGUUAGGAGGAAUUGAGGGGGUUGUUCCAGCAUCUAGGUGUACACGUAUUGUCCUGGAUCAAUAUUCUGGAAACUAGAAUAAUAGAUUACAUCGCUAGGAACGCUUAAUGCAACUUUGGCAGUAUGUACAUCAGGGAA